AUGCCUAAGAUAAUAUUGUUAUUCAGUGGGAAAAGGAAAUCUGGAAAAGAUUUUCUGACUGAUCACUUGCAGAAAGUGUUAAAUGAUAAAUGUGAAAUCAUUAAAAUAUCCCAUCCAAUUAAGAGUUAUUGGGCAAAGGAAAAUAAUUUGAAUUUAGAUGAGCUUUUAAGUGCCAGUAAAUACAAGGAGCAGUAUCGCUUGGACAUGUUAAAGUGGAGCGAUGAGAUGAGGGGCAAAGAUUAUGGUUGUUUUUGCCGAGCAGCGUGCCAAAAUGCUGCUGACAAUACAGUAUGGAUUGUCAGUGAUAUAAGGCGUAAAACUGAUAUGAAAUGGUUUAAAGAAAAUUAUGGCCCACUUCUUAAAACUAUAAGAAUUACAGCAGACGAAGAAACAAGAAAAGAACGGGGUUUUGAUUUUCAAGCAGGCAUAGACGAUGUGGCAUCGGAAUGUGAUUUGGACGAUUAUACAGAUUGGGAUCUUGUUAUAGACAAUGGAAGAAAUAGACAGAAAUUAGAAGAUCAGAUAGAUUCAAUUUUAGCACUCUUAACUUAUGGCAUAUAA
This is a messenger RNA of Parnassius mnemosyne (clouded apollo), 561 nucleotides long. The record is from the annotation of a GenBank genome assembly. Lineage: Eukaryota; Metazoa; Arthropoda; Insecta; Lepidoptera; Papilionidae.